Clarias gariepinus (North African catfish) is the source of this 2913-nucleotide messenger RNA. It is a transcript of the gene eif4ebp2, whose product is annotated as eukaryotic translation initiation factor 4E binding protein 2. Gene Ontology annotation, molecular function: eukaryotic initiation factor 4E binding. Lineage: Eukaryota; Metazoa; Chordata; Actinopteri; Siluriformes; Clariidae. Gene Ontology annotation, biological process: negative regulation of translational initiation. The transcript is spliced from 3 exons. The coding region runs from base 174 to 515 and encodes 113 amino acids. Gene Ontology annotation, cellular component: cytoplasm. The record is from RefSeq and is a predicted model, not a curated record.
GCUCUGCUUCCUGCCUGGCGGAGGGAGGGACGGUGCUGACGGCUGGGAGGACGAGUCAACCGACAAGAAAGCUUUAUAAAAAAGCUAGAAAAGAAGGAAAAGGGCCCGGGGUUCCAGCUUCCGUCGGCGUUACAGCUUUAGCUCGACACCGCUCAGCGACCCAAUCUAAUGCAAUGUCGUCCAGUCGUCAGCAUAGCGAGAGCAGGGCCAUUCCGACCAGGACGGUGCUGAUCGACGACUCAACGCAGCUACCUCACGAUUAUUGCACCACUCCUGGAGGCACUUUAUUUUCAACUACCCCGGGCGGCACCCGGAUCAUCUAUGACCGUAAAUUCCUGUUAGACCGGCGUAAUUCCCCUAUAGCCCAGACUCCACCAGCACAUCUGCCCGUCAUCCCUGGAGUGACGAGCCAGAAGAUCCUGAAUGAGAACAAGAAGAAUGAAGUGAACAACAUCAAUAACCACGAUGGCAAACCGGGAACAGGUGAAGAUGCCCAAUUUGAGAUGGACAUCUAAAGAAGAGGAAACCAACAUGAUGAGCGCGUAAUAACCUGGCAUUUGUGUGCCAGUGGCUUGGCUUGUAGAAACCAAUGUUGUGAGCCCUCUCCUUUAGCUCUCUCUAGCUGUUGGUUGCUAAAUAAUCAUGGGGAUAGUCGACUCCUGUCGGCCCAGUGAGCUGCUGGAGCCCUGAAAGUUAACGAAUAAUUCUGAUUUUGUUUGAUUAGGUUUCAGGGCUACCACCAGCUUUACAUGCUGUGGCCACACCGCAAGGGAAAUGUCUGUAUUAAAGUGCCCAAAUGUAACAAUUACUGUAAACAGAUUCACUUGCAAAAAAACGCCACCAAGAGAUUUCUUCAUGGUAAUUUAGUGCCGUUUCCACAGUAAGAUAAAUGAUCCAAAAUGCUCACACAGCGUCUGUCAUUAAGACAUCUACUCAUCCGUGCACCCCGUUACCUCCUUGUUGUUUCAUUGUUUUCAACAUUGUCACCUUUGUUCUUUUUUUUUGUAAAAGGUCUAGUAGCAUUGACUAGUGUCAUGCAUUUUGGUUCAGAUUUAAAGAGUACUAUUUUCAUUCCAAGCCUUCAAAUUGGGCAUUGAUGCAUAGCUGGAUCCAUUUUCUUUUAAAAUGCCCUAAUACAAACUUCAGAUUCAGCAUGGGGGGAAAAAAAAGUUUUAUAAAAUGCCUAAACCAUGGACCUUAAGUAGGAAUUGCAGUUGGAAUCCUGCCACAUUUCUACCCCAUUUCCCUCCCUCUUUAUCUAAGGAAAAUAAAAACCUUUGGAGGGGGAACAAUAAUGAUGAUCAGGUGGACUUGAGCUAGUGAUGCUGUGUUCAGUUUUUUUGAUUGAUCCUGCUAGCAAUAUAAUUUGCCCCUGUCUUUGAUUUCUGAUUAAAUCCUGAUGAUACUUGAAGCAUUACCAUCAGCUUUGUGGUCACUGAGUCUAAAAAACAACAAAAUACUGUAGUACAAGUGACCCAAAAUAAGUUAGUGGUCAGAGUUUGACAACAUGCGCAGCUUUGGACCAGGGAAUGGUUAAAUAUGAUUUAUUAAUAGGUAAUGAAUAGAAAAAACCCCUUUCCAGAGCUGGUCUCAAGAUGCACUUAUAUACAAUAGAUCACUUUUAGCUCUUCUAGGUGAAAUAACUGGGAAGUAUCUAUCAUUAUCUAUCAUAAUGCCAGUCGUGAAAUCUACUUUCAUUUUCUGUUUGCUAUUAUAUAUUUACAAACCUGCAACAUCAGAUCAAAGGUAGGAAAGCACUGAAGUGUUGUCAGGAUGUUUGCUCAGCAACUUUACAUCACCAGUAAUGCAGUUAGGACAUUUGUACCAGCAUUCGAGACGAUGGAUAGUUGCUGAUCGUGACCUGACAUUUGAUUUUCUUUUUUUUUUUUUUUCCGUUUUUGAUGGAUCAAAAGCUUGAAUGAAACAUUUCCAAAACACCUCUAUGCAUUUAGUUGAAACUCUUCUAUAUCUUAUCCUAAGCUCAGAUGUCAAAUUAAAAAAAAAACAACAAAAAAAAAAUUGUAUUUCUGUAAAAUUUAUUUUUCAUCUUUAGAAAAGGAAAGGUUCUACGAUUUUUCCACAGGAGAGCAAAAUGAUUGUCUUUAAACAAAAGUGACUUAAAGGAGAAUCCAAUUCAUUCUCUGCUCCACACCUUUUGUGCUUAAAUCAUUCAUUUGUUUUUUUUAUUACAAGUCUCUUUACCCAUGCCUUACUUUAAGUGUCAAAGCUGUGACUUAAACAGGUUUAGUUCACUUGUCUUCAAAUUGUAAAACUUUAUUUUCUGAGAUUAGGAUUAAGAUGUUUAUCAGAAUGCAUUUAUAAUUUCGGAGACAUGUUGGUCAUAUUUUUUUCUCUCUCUGCUUUAGAGGUAAAAGGUUUGGGCUUUCAGCAAUAUAUUGGUUGAAAUAAGAUAAGUGAGUGAUUGGGUCAAUUUUAUAUUCUACCUAAUUGGAUUAAUGGCUUAUAAUUUUUUUCUUUUUUGCUAAGCAUUGCCAACUUUUAUUAAUUCCCAACAGUUUUAUUUUUCUGACGUUUGAAUUUACAGUUUAACUCAUUUAGGAUUUAAAUACCAAUUGGCAAGAUGAAAUGUGUUGAAGCAGAUGGUGCCGUAUUCGCUGAAUGUACUCAAUGUAUUGAGAUGUCAAAUCCAGUGUCUUUCAACCCUCUUAAUUCACAUGUGUAUUUUUCCAUUCUGUACUCAUUGAAAUUUAUAAAUUGCCCAUCGGAGACAGUUAUAACUAUUCUAAGAGCCUUCCCUGAUUAAUUUACCAAAUGUUAUGCAAAAAGUGGCACAAACUGUUUUUUGUUUUUUUUGUGAUUAAAACCAUGUAAAUUGACCUUAAUUUGAAUUCAAAUCCAAUGCCAGUGGACACUAUUCCAGCAAAAUCAAUAAAAGUUCCUUUGAAGACCCUA